GGGAAUUGCUCCGAGGAACCUUGAGGUCCGUUUCCAGGGUAAACAGCGGCGAAGGGGAAGGCCGCGACCGCUGUUGCACCAGAGUAAAGGAACGAAGGAAAAUAAUGGAAGAAUUAAAGAAAUGUGAUGUGAUGUGAUGUGACAAUAUGAUUUGUUAUAGCCAAGGAACAACUUUUCCUGAUUCAGCAUGUUAAAAAAUAAGGAUCAUUCAUCUAAAAAAGGUAACUUAGCAAUCACUGCAGUGGCUUUACAAGAUCACAUUUUACAUGAUUUUCAACUUCGAGAUCUUUCAAUAGCAGAUCAUUCUAAGACAAAGGUACAAAAGAAAGAGAACAGAUCCAAAUCUCUAAAAAGAGAUGCAAAAGCAAUAAUAGAUACUGGACUUAAAAAAACUAUACAGGGCCCAAAAGUGGAAGAUCCAGAAAAAGAAUAUGUUCUUGAUCCAAAACCUCCACCGUUAACUUUAGCACAGAAGUUGGGCCUAUUUGAACCUCCUCCAUUGCCACUAUCAGCAGAUGAAUGGGAAAAAGUAAAACAAAGAUCCAUCAUGCAAGGGGAUUCUGUGCAGCCAUGUCCAAUAUGUAAAGAAGAAUUUGGACUUCAUCCCCAGGUGCUGCUUUCAUGUUCCCAUGUAUUUCACAGAGCAUGCCUUCAGGCUUUUGAAAAGUUCACAAAUAAAAAAACCUGUCCUCUCUGUAGAAAGAACCAGUAUCAAACCAGAAUAAUACAUGAUGGAGCCCGGUUAUUCAAAAUAAAAUGUGCAACAAGAAUCCAAGCCUACUGGAGAGGAUAUAUUGUUAGAAAGUGGUACAGAAACCUGAGAAAAACUGUACCUCCUAUAGAUGCCAAAUUAAGGAAAAAAUUCUUUGAAGAAAAGUUCACCAAAAUCAGUCACCGAAUAUUAUGUUCAUAUGACACAAACUUAGAAGAGCUCUUUUCAGAAAUUGAUCACUGCCUAGCUAUAAAUAGAAGCAUUUUACAGCAGUUGGAGGAAAAGUGUGGCCAUGAAAUUACAGAACAGGACUGGGAGAAAAUUCAAAUACAGGCACUUCAUCGGGAAAUCUAUGAAUGUUUGAUUUGCCUCACACCACUCUCAUUUAACAGUAAUUUUCAAUGUGCGUCUUCAGAGAAAAGUAAUCAUCAGCAUUCCCGUCAGAUCGUUCUCUUGUCUUGUUCACAUAUGUUUCAUCACACUUGUCUUCUUGCUUUAGAGGAGUUUUCCUUGGGAGAAAUGUAUACUUGUCCUCUAUGCCGCUCUUGCUAUCAAAAGAAAAUACUUGAAUGUUGAAUUCAUAUUCAGGAAAUAUUAUAUAAUUCUAGGAAAAGGUAUUACCUUAAUUUUAGAAGAACUGCUAAUAAGUUUUGCAUUAAGUACUCAAUAUAUUGCUUUCCAGAGAAAUAACUACUAGUUGUACAUGGGAAAUCUGUAUUUAAAAUGCUAGCUACCCAUCCAGAUUUAGUCUUUAGUUUAUAAGAAAGCAAAGUUUCAAAUUCAUGAGUUUAAUCAGUAGAAAUAAAUAAGGAAUGGACUAGAAAAUGAUAUUCAGAGUUCUACACUUACUGAUUUGUUAUGCUUCUAUCUGAUAGUAAAGAAGAGUAAAAAUAGUAAGAACAGUAAAAUUACUAAACACUUGUCAGCUCCCUUCCUUUAAUGGUAAGCUGAUUAAGUUACCUAUUGUCAUCACUGUUCUGAUUUGCACCAAGUGAUUUUUUUAGCACAUUAUCUUCUGAGGCUAGAACCAAGAGCACUGCUACUUAAAAUACAGCUAGCAUCUGAUCCAACAAAUUAGCAAACUAUAAAAACACUCAUUAAAUAAGUUCCAAAUGUUUCCAUUAAUACUUUAAGUGUUUUAAAGCCACUUUAAAGUGUUCUAAAGCCAGUAUCAGUACCAUCCCUGAUACUGGUUUUGUAAUAAUUGCUUUAUUUCUAAGUAAUAAAUUACUGUUGUAAUUGUGCACUUUGAAUAUGUAAACCUGAAAUAUAAAAAUAAAAUAUUCAGUGGUACUCAAUUUUUCAAUGUCAGAAAAUGGCAAAUCAAAUUUUUAAUGACUUAGAGCAAUGUAUGGGCUUUUUAGCUCAUAUUUAAAGAAAACCAUUAAACUUCUUUGGUAAGAAGUAUUUUUGAUAUAUUUAAUUUUACUAGGAGCUUCUUUAAACACUGUUAAUUUUAAAACAGGUGGUACUGGUUGGGUUAACACCAGCUUCUGUAACAAAAUUGAACGUUAUUUUCUAACUCAUAGAAAGUCCUAUCACAGUGGGGUGAAGGUUCUGCUCUACGUGGUCUUUCAAAGUCCUAGGCUCUUUUCUUCUUGUGACU
Messenger RNA from Choloepus didactylus (southern two-toed sloth), 2318 nucleotides. RefSeq names its product ring finger protein 32 (gene RNF32). Gene Ontology annotation, molecular function: protein binding. The record is from RefSeq and is a predicted model, not a curated record. Bases 188 to 1288 code for a protein of 366 amino acids. The transcript has 9 exons. Lineage: Eukaryota; Metazoa; Chordata; Mammalia; Pilosa; Megalonychidae.